AUGGAGGGCCAAUUUAAUAAUAUGAAUGAAUUUUUCCAGUUUUUAUAUUCUGAUAAGAAGAAAGUAAAAAGUAGUGAUAUAGAGAAUAUUAAGAAAUAUAUGAAAGAUAUAAUAUUAAAUGAGGAAGAAAAAGAAGAUGAAUUUUAUGAAUGUGUUAAUAUGUUAUUUUUUACAAAUAAUAGGAGAUAUAUAAAAAGUCAUAUAAGUAUGUGUUUGUAUUAUUUGAGUAUGUUAGUAAAUAAUAUAAAUAAGGAAGAUAGAAAUGAUGAUAUAUUAAAAACCAAGAUAUACGCAUAUAUAUUAAAAAGAAUAGGAGAUGGAAAGAGUAUGAGUUAUUAUGAUAGAUCUAUAUUAUGUAAACGUUUUUUUACAUUUUGUUCAUAUUAUAAUAAUAUUAUUGAAGAAUUAAAAGGAAAUAAAGAUUUUUAUUUAUUAUUUAGUAAUUGCAUACAAUUUUUAAAUAGUUUAUUUUAUACUGAUGAAAAAAUAAUAAAAUUAAAUAAAAAAUUCAAAAGAAUGAAAAAGGAUAUAAUAGAUAAGUUGGUUAAUAAUAUAAUAAAACAAAAUGUAUGUCAUUUGGAUGUAGAUAUAUCAAAUAAAAAAUUAUUAUUUAAUAAUAAUAGUAAUAAUAAUAAUAAAAAUAAUGUUGAUAGUUAUAAUACAAAUGAUACAUCUAACGAAUAUAUUGAAAAUUUAAAAUAUUUUGUAUCCAUUUUUAUUAAUCAAACAUAUUGUUCAUAUUUAAUUGUCGAAUGUGUAAGUUUAUUUUUAUAUACAUAUGGUCAUUUGUUAAAUGAUGAAAAGUAUAAAAUGAUAUGUAUUGAAAAUUUUGAGAAUUUAUUUUUUCAAAAUUUAUUAAAUACUAAUAAAAAUAUUUCGAUUAAAUUUAUAAAAUGUUUUAAAUAUAUUUUUGAGCAUACAAGAAAUGAAAAUAUUUUUGAUUUAAUAUUAAAACAAUAUAAUAGAUAUGAUGAAAUAGCUUUAAUAAAUUCUUUUUCAUUUUAUUAUUACAACAAGGAUUUAUUUAAUAAAACACAUUUUUAUAAAUUAUUAGAUAUUGUUAUAAAUAUAAAAAAAAAAGAAAAAGAAAAGAAUAUUGACGACAGUAUUAAUAAUAUGAUAUAUUUUAUUUGCUUAUAUAAACUUCAUCUACAUAAUGAACAUACAGGUGCAUUAAAAUAUUUAUUUGAAGAAAAUAAAAAAAUGAAUAUAAUAAAAUUUAAUGAGAAGAUAAUAUUUUUAAAAACUAUUAAAUUUUUAUUAUCAAAUGAAAAAGUUGAAGAUAUUAAAAAUAUUAUAUUAUCUUAUAAGGAUAUGAUAAUUAAUUUUUUAAAAAAUGAUUUAAAUGAAAAUAUAAAAUUAGAAGCUUUAAAUAUGAUACAAGAAUUAUGUUAUAUUUUAAAAAAUGACAAAGAUAUAUAUAAUACUUUUUCUAACAUAAUAUUUGAAAUAUUAGAUAAAUAUGGAAAGAAUAAUGAUAAAUUUUUAUAUUUUAUAUUAUUAUUUUAUAUACAUAAUGUUAAUAUAAUUGAAGCCAAUGAGAAAUUUCUGAGUUUAAUAAAAAAUGUUUUUAAUUUAUGUGUAACGAAACAAGUAUUAAAAUAUUUAUAUGGUAUGAAUAUGUUAUUAUUUUUAUUAUUAAAAGAUAGAAGUAUGAAUGACAAAAGUUUAAAGAACAUAGACACAUACAUGAAUGAUAUUAUGGAUAGAACUAUAUAUAAUAAUAAUAAUAAUUGUGGUGAUGGAGGUGAGCUUUUUUAUAUUUAUAAUAUGAAAGAAAUAAAGAAAAUACCAUUGAAUAAAUUUUUUUAUUAUAUAUAUUCUCUUGUAUUAUUAUCAUUUUUUAAGAGUAAGGAAAUGACCAAAAUAUUGUCAGAUUAUAUAAAUAAUAUGAAUAAGGAUAUAUUGUCAUUUAUAUGUUUUGAUAAAAUGGUGGAUGCAAAUAUGUAUGAUGAGCAUAUAUUAGGUGGGAGUUCAAAAAAUGUGAUAAAUAAAAAAAUGAGUGUAUCACCGAAUACAUCGAAGAGUGUAAAUACAAAAGAGAAACCAAAACAAACAACUAACAAUAAUAUUAAUAAUAUUAAUAAUGUGAAUAAAUUGAAUAAAUUGAAUAAAUUGAAUGGUGGGUGUAAUCUAUUUAGUGAUAAGAAUCACCCUAUGAACAAAUUGAAUAAAAUUGUUUUUAUUCUUUUACUAUCAUUGUUGCAUUAUAUGGAAGAGAAAAAUAAAAAAUUUGAAUUAAAAAAGAAAAAGAGAAAAACUCUAGGAACCUAUUUUAUAAGUCUAAAAAUGAAUGAUAUAUUAAUAAACAAAACAGAGGAUGAUCAGAAUAAUAAUAAUAAUAUAUACCAAUUUAAUUAUAAUAAAGAAUAUGAAUAUUAUGUAGACAAUUUUGAAGAGUUAUUACAUAAUUUAUUAUUAGAAAAAAAUAUAUAUCAAUUAUUGUUAUAUACAUUUUAUAAAUAUUUAUAUAUUUAUUGGAUAGAAGAGACCUUUAAUUAUAAAAAUCCUUAUGUUUUAAAAAGAUUUUUGUUAUAUUUAUUUGAAUAUUUAUUAAAAAUAUCUAUGACAGUAUGUGAAAAACAAAAUUGUUAUACUUUAAUAUUGUUAUGUUUUUGUCAUCCCCUUUUAUUUUAUAAAAAUAUAAAUAAUAAUAAAAGUCAAAAGAAAUUUAAAAAUAAGUUAUUACGUAAUUUGAUAAUGCCAAAUAUACAUCUCGAUAAUAUAAUACAAUUUUUAUUAAAUGGAAUAAAUUAUUAUUCAAAUGAUUUACAUAAGUUAUUAUGUUAUAAUAUUAUAGAUAUGUUGUAUUUGUUGAAAGAUAAAAAGGAAGAUGAUAAUCAUCUUAAUGGUGAUGAUAAUUAUAUGGAUAAGGAAGAAAUAAUUUGUAGAGUAAAUGAGAAUAAAAAAAAAUUACAAGAAAUGAUAAAUAAAUUUAUAGAUAUGUUAGAUGAUAAAGGUGUGCAAUCUAUUAAAGAUGAAGACAUUGAAAUAUGUAAGGUUCCUUGGGAUGUAUUAUAUGUGGAUCGAAAUAUAUAUCAACCAACAGUCAUUGUAGAAAGUAAAAAUAUAAAAAGAGAUAAAUAUUUAGUGUCAACAUAUGGUGAAGAAACAGCUGAUUUAAUUAUGGAAGAAGAAUUAAAUAAAAAAAAAAUGGCAAAUACAAAUAAAAGUUUAGGUGCGAAUAAAAAUGUUGGAAAUAAUAGUGUUCUAUUAAAUAAAUCAUUAAAGGAUAAUAAAAGUAAUAAGAACAAAGCAUUAACAAAAGAUGAAUUACAAAUUGAAGAAAUUAAGAAUCAAAAUGAAAUUAGAAAAAAUGUUUUUGAAAUAAUUGAAAAAAAUAAAUAUAUUUUAAAUUGUUUACAAAAGUUGAGUUAUAUAGAUGAUAUUUAUGAUACUAAAUAUAUGAAUAUAUUUAUAAAAAAAAUUAUGAUAUUAUUAAAAAAUGAUUUAACCACACGAUAUACACAAACAUAUUUAAAUAUUAUAAUAGAUAAUUUAAUAAGUACUAAUAUGUUAAAAUGUAAAAAGAAUAUUACUAGAUGUUUAUAUAAAAUAAGUAAAUAUAACAAAGCUGAUGAAUCAGCAUUAUUAAUAUUUAGUUCUUUUAAUUUGAAUGAAAGAAUAUCUUAUAUGUUAACAUUAUUUCUUUUCCCUAUUAUAUUUCAUAGUAUAAAUAUGAUAAAUGAUAAACAGAUAAUUUUGAAUAUUCUAAAAACCUUAGAUAUUUUAUUAUCAACGAAAACAGAAAUUAAUGAUGUCGAUGCAUUAAAAUGUUUACAGAUUAGUUAUUCAAAAUUUGAAGAUUUAGAUGUAGAACUAGAAUCAUUUUUGAAUAAUUUUAAUUCAUAUUUAUUGAAUAAUAAAAAUAUUAUAACUUUAUUAGAAUUUUGUAUUACUCAAAAUAGUGUAAGACGUAUGAUUAUAUUAAAAUCAUUAUAUAAUUAUGUGACUGAUAAUUUAAACAAUGAUAAUACAAAUAAGAAUUAUAGAAAUUCUUUGUGUGUUAAAGGACUAGAUAUUUUUAGAAAUGAUGAACGUAUAUGUAUGUAUUUACAUAUAUAUAAAAAUGACAAUGAACCUAAUACACAAAAUUAUUGUAAUGUUAUGAUAUCUAAAUUGGGAUUGGAAGAUAAACCUAUUGAACAAUAUAAAUUGAUAGAUAUGUUACAAAAAGAAUGUUUAGAUUUACAGAAUAUGAUAUGUGAAACGUUAGUUGAAUCAACAGAUCGAAAUAAAAUUAAAGAUCUGUUUUUACAAUUAACUUCUAAAUAUAUUACUUUUAAAGAAUAUGGAAAAAUAGGUGUUUUAAAAACUAUAGAAAAUUUAGCUAAACAGUAUUAUAUUAUUAGUAUAGACGAUGUAGAGUUUAUUUUAAAUUUUUUGUUAGGUUUAUGUUUAGAAGAUAAAAAUGAUAUUAGCAAAAUUAAGGAGUAUGUUAUUAUGUGUGGUACAUCCUUGAUUAAUUCUUAUAAUGAAUAUUUAUUAAAAUAUAAGAAUAAAAAUAAACAUAAUAAUAAUAAUAAUAAUCAAAAUGUGAUAUAUAAGAAAAAAAAAAAUAUGAAUGAACAUUAUUUUGAUAGUGAUGAUGAUUCAUGUUUUGAGCAUAGUUCUGAAUCUGAUGGUGUAUGUAAUAAAGAUGAAAAAAAAGAAAAAAAGAAAAAUAACAUAAAUAAGAAGAAAGUAGGACAAAAACAAAUUAAUAAAGAAUUAGAAGAAUCAUUUAAACGUAUAUAUAAUGUAUUAAAUAAAUAUCAAGAUAAUAAAAAAAGUAAGAAUAAAAAUGUGCUUGAUUUGAUUGUUGUUAUUUUUUAUGGAUGUUUAGGUUCCAAUUUAAAAAAAGAAUCCUUAGAAUUAUUAAAUAAGUUAAUUGAACAAAUGUUGCAUAGAGAUACAGAUAAUUUUACACAAAUAGAAAUUAGUAGUAUAAUUCCAAAAUUUAUAGAAAAUUUAAAAAAUGGAACUGAUACAUAUAGUGAUGAAACAAUUAAUGGUGAUGAAACAAUAAACGGUGAUGAUAAAAUAAACCAUGUGAAUAGUAGUAAUAAUAAUACACCACAAAUGAUAAAACAAUUAAAUAAAUUAAAUGGUAAUAAUAAAAAUAAUGUAGAGAAGACAAAUGGAAAUAUCAAUAUCAUGCCCUUGCCAAGUAAUAAUAAAAAAAUGAAUGAAAAAGGUAUGAAUAAAAAAGGGAGCUUAACCAAUAGAAAUAAUAACAAGAAUAAACAAAAUUCAGAUAAUUGUCUUAUUUAUUUAGAUGAAUAUGAUGUAGAUAUAUUUUUAGAGAAAAUAUUUAAUUUGAUAUUUAGUUCAAAUAAAGAAUUAAGAAUAAGAAAAGGUUGUUGUUUAUUAUUAGGAAGUCUAAUAAAAGCUCAUGGUAUGGAUUUUUUUAGAAGAUAUAAGAUCUUAGAAAAGAUUAAUGAGAAUAUUCAUUCAGAAGAUAUUAAUAAAAGACAAAGUUUUUAUUUAUCCUAUGGUUGCUUUUUUAAAGUAUUAAAAUAUAAAUUUGAACCUUAUAUUAUGAAAAAUUUUAAUCUUUUAUUAGAAUGUUAUAAUGAUAGUGUAAAUAAUAUAAAAGUAUUAGGAAUUAAUGUUAUUGAAGAUAUAUUAAAUGAUAUUGGUCCAUAUGGUAUGAAGAAAAUGUUACCAAUGAUUAUAUUAAAUUUAAAAACAUCUAGUAUAAAAAGUAAAAAUAUUAUAUCUUAUUUAGAUACAUUAUAUUUAAUUAUAUGUAAAUAUGAUAUACUAAAGUUUGUAGAUAAUAUGACAUUAGUAAAUUUAGUAAAUUUAUUAUGUGAUUUAGUAUCAGAAACAAAUAUUAAAGUUAAAGAAAUAUGUAUCAAAAUAUUUAAUAAAUUAGAAAAAUAUAUAACAAAUGAAGAAUUAAAAAAUAUUAGUAGACAAAUAUUAUUAUGUAUAUAUUCACCUAAUGAUAAUCAUUUAAAUGAUUUUUUAGAUAUAUUUUUAUCUAUACAUUUUAAAUAUAAAAUUGAUAACAUUGGUUUAUGUUUAUUAUUUCCUAUAUUUAAAAAAGGAAUAAAUAAUAUUAGAUUAGAAAUGAAAAAAAAAUCAUUACAAAUAUUUUAUUUCUUAAUAUAUUUAGUACAUGAUCAUUCAUUAUUUAUUAUAUAUUUUAAUAGUCUCUUUUCAACUCUUAUUCUAUUAUUAAAUGACGCCAUACCAGAAAUUAGAUACUUGACUGCAAGAUCCAUUGGUAAUAUUAGUCAAUUUUUAGAUAUGAAUCAAAAAUUAUUUUAUAUUCAACACAUUUUUCAUAUAUUAAUAAGUACUUCAUCUUCUGUUGAAAAGAGUGGAGUGGCUUUAUGCUUGUCAUCUAUAUUAUCCAAGUCGCCUGAAAAGGUGGCUGAUAAUUUUAUAUCAAAAAUAAUACACAUGAUAGAUGUAAAGAAAUAUAUGCAAAUUAAAUCAAAACGUGCAAAUGUGUUCGCUGGUAAGGAUAAAGUUGAUGUUAGUAAGAAGAAGGAGAUGGGUGGAAAGAAAAAUAAGUUGAAAAGGAAGAAAUAUAAUAAGGGACAUGCAAAAAAUGAUGAUAUUGACAAGGAAGUUUAUGAUGACAAAGAAGAUUAUUAUGAUGAUGAUGUGGAUGAAGGAGAUUAUGAUGAUGUGGACGAAGAUGAUGAUGAUGAUGAUGUGGAUGAAGAAGAUUAUGAUGAUGAUGUGGAUGAAGAAGAUGAUUAUGAUGAUGAUGAUGAGGAGGAGGAGGAGGAGGAUGAUAAUGAAUAUAAUUAUAACGAUGAUACAUUGGAAAUACACGAUCCAGAUGAUUACGAUUUUGAAGGGGAUGAUGAUGAUGAUGAUGGUGAUGAUUAUGAUAAAGGAGUAGAAGAUGAAGAAGAUGACUACGAGGAAGAAGACGAAAUGAAUGAUAAUGAAGAUGAAGAUGAUGAAGAAGAUCUUUUUGAAAUGUAUUCUGAUGAAGAAAGUGAUAGUGAUUAUUAUGAGAUUAUAAAUAAUAAAGAUAAUGAUAAAAAAUUAUAUUAUUUAAAUGGACAUUAUUUAAUGGAUAAGAAUGAAAAGAAUGAAUAUAUUAUAAAAGUUGAUGAGAAUUUAUGUAAUUGGAAAUUAAUAUAUGAUAAAAAUAUGAUAAGUAGUGCAAGUAGUAAAGAAGGUUUAAUAGGUUUUUUUAUUUAUAUGCCUGAAUGUGAAGAAACAUAUACAGAAAAGUUUUUAAAAAAAAUUCUUCAGAAAUUAAUAUUAUGUUUAAAUGAUACAAAUGAAAAUGUAAGAGAUAUAACGCUAAGAGCAUGUAAAAUAUUAAUAAGUAUAUAUUCAAAAAAUAAUACUUCUUUAAUAUUAAAAUAUAUUGAAAAUAAGAUUUAUAAUAACUAUUGGAGAAUUAGAAAAGAUUGUGUUAUUUUAUUAAAUGUUUUAAUAGAAAAGAAUUUACAAAUAAAUAAAGAAGAACGUGAUUUUGAAUUAUUAAAUACUUUACAUGAAAGAUUUUAUUUUAUGUUAUCUAUAAUAUGUAUAAUGAAGAAUGAUAAAAAUAUUAAUGUAAGACAAACAGCAUAUACUAUAUAUAAAAAUUUUGUAAAUAAAAAAUUAUUGCAAGAUAUGUGUUCCAUAUUAUUAAAAAAAAUAACCCAAAAUUUAUCUUCAAAAAAUAAUUUUAAACAAGUAAUUAGUGCAUUGUCAUUAGGUGAUUUAGUUUAUAAAACAGAUACUCGUCAAUUAGAAUCGAUAUUAGAACAUAUGGUAAAUGAAUUUAAAACAACAAAAUUUAUAUCAAUUAAGAAAGGUAUAUCAUUAGGAUUUUAUGAAAUAUUUUCAAAGAAUAAAUAUGAUAAUUUAAUUAUAAAUCAUAUACAUAAUAUUAUACAUAUGAUAAAAGAAUUAGCAUGUCAUCAAAAUACAUCUGAUAAAAUUAAAUUAUUAUCAUCAUUAUUAAAAAAUAUAGAUUCAUCAGUUUUGAAAAAUAUUAUAAAUGAAAUAUUUGAUAAUGUCCUUGAAACUCCAACUACAAGUAUGAAAUUUUUUACAUCUAAACAUCAUAUUAAUUUUAAAAGUAUUAAAAUAUUUUUACAUGUACAUACUGAAUUAGUUUUAGAGUUUAUUAUACAUCAUGUUUUUAAACCUCCUUAUGAUGCAUGCAAACUAAAAUUAUUGUCUUAUAUUUCGUAUGCUAAAACGGGUGUAAGUAAAAGUAUAUUUCCAAAAAUUCUUAGGAUAUUUAUUAAUUUAAUUUUACACAAUAUAAAUAGAUUAAAAGAAACACAUGAAAUUGAUAUUAAAAAUUAUGCUUUAAUUCUGUCGUCUUUUAAGGAAGAGAAUAAAGAACAAUAUAAAGAUGGACACGAAAAGGGAAAUAUUAAAGACAAUAUGAAUGAUAAUACAAUAACAUAUAAUGAGAAAGAAAAAAGUAAAAACAAUAAAAUAAGUAGAAACAGUUCAUUUUAUAAUAAUAUAGAGUAUUCUAAUGAAACACAAAAUAUGAAUGAACCAUUCUAUGAAAUAGAUAUGGAUAUGAAAGAUAUAACUAAGUGUUUAAAAGAUUUUUUAAGAAAUAUAAAUGAGAGAAAUGUAGAUAUAUUUAUUGAGUCCUUAUUAUCAGAACUGAAAUUAUAUUCUAGUAAAUGUGAUUUAUCAUAUAAUAGUUUAUGCAGAACAUAUGAUUGUUUAAAAUUAGAAGAAGAUAAAAAAUCACAAGAAUCUGCAGAUUUAUUAAAAAGAUAUUUUAUUAUACAUGAUAAGAAUAACUUAGAUGAGUUAUCAUAUUUAGAAUAUAAAGAAAAUAAUGGAAAAAUUCGAGAGAUCAUUUUAUCUAUUUUUAAAUACUUCUUAGAUAUAAUAAAUAAUGAAGAUAUAUCUUUAUUAUUAUCAAAUGAAAAUUUAAUGAGUACACAAGAUAAUAUUAAUAAUAUAGAUAAUAUAAAUAAUAUUAAUAAACCAAAAAAUAUAAUAAAAAAUAUAAAUAAAAAAAAUAUAAAUGUAUAUAAAAAAAUGUAUUUAUUAAAUAUAGAAAGAAUAGAAAUGUAUAUAAAUGUUUUAUCAAAUUAUGUUUUUGUAGAUAUUAAUAAAGAUGUACUUGAUAUAUCAUCUAUAAUAUAUAUAUAUUUAAUAGAAUUAAUUAAAAAAUUAGAAGAUAAUUAUAGAUAUACUAAUAUAUUUUAUGAUGUUAUAAAUAAAUAUUGUACUGAUAAUAAUUUCAAUGAAAUAGUACAUGAUAAAUACGAAAUUGUAGGAUUAAAUUUAUGUAAACCAUUAUUUUCAUCUUUAAUGAAUAUGUUUACUAAUGUAGUAUUAUUAUCUAAUAAUACAGAUAUUAAAACAAAGGCAAUAGAUAUUAUCAGAAAAUUAUUUAUAUAUACAAAUAUUAAUAUAUCAAGACCAUUCAUGUUAAAGAUAUCAGGUAUUCUUAUACGUAUCUUAACAAAUAAAUUUAUUGAACAAGCCAAAUUUUAUAUAUUUUCAACUUUUGAAGUAUUAAUUAAAAAAGGAAGUGAUUAUGUAAAACCAUUAAUACCACAAUUACAAACUUGUAUUAUAAAAUCAUUAAAUAAUGAAAAUUUAAAAAAUCAAAUUAUUUAUAUUUUAAAUAUUAUAUCUGAGAAAAAAUUAUCUAGAGUUGAUUUACUAAUAAAUGAUUUAUUAAAUAAUAUUAAUGUACAAAUAAAUUUACAAAUAUCUAUUACUAUAUUAAUGAUAUUAUCAAAUAUUUUAAAUAAUGCAGAUAUUAAUAUAAAAAAUAUAUUAAUUAAAAUUAUAAAUUGUGUUAAACCAUUAUUUAAUCAUACUAAUAAAGAUAUAUCCUUUUAUUCAACAAAAAUAUAUAUACUAUUAAUAUUUUUACAUAUACCAAAAAAAAAAGAAUAUCUUGAACCUAUUUUAUCCUUAAAAAGUAAUACUUUAGAUACUACUUCCUAUUACUUUGUUUUACAUAUUAGUGAGAUUAAGAACGUUUAUGAUAUUUUAAAAAAAGAAAAUUUUAUAGAUACAUUUAAAGAAAUAUAUUUACAUAUGAUAAAAGAAGAAGUCAAUAGUUUACAACAUAUAUGUUAUCAAAUUUUUUAUAAUUUAACAAAAUAUAAUUAUGAUAAUAAUGAUUGUUUAUUAUUUAUAUAUAAUAUUAUUAAUCUCUUGAAAUUACCUCCAUUUAUAAUGAUAUCUAUUGAAAUACACAGAUAUUAUUUUAAGGCAAUAAAAAAUAUUUUUAAGAAAAAGAAUGAUAUAUACAAAGAAAAUGUGAAGAACUUUAUGAUUAUAAUGGAUAAUAUAUUAUUAGCAUUGUUUAAUAAUAUACCCGCCUUUAAAUUACUGGGAGAAAGCUGUACAAGGUGUAUUUUAGAAAUGAAUGAUGAAAAUCAGUAUAAGAAUAAAUUAGACUUUUUAAAACAAAAUAUGGAAAGUAAAAAGUUUAAUCAGUUAGUGGAAUAUAUAAAUCGUGUUCUGAUUAAGAAGAUUAAUGUUAUAUCAGAUUCUGAUUAA
Molecule: messenger RNA, 10446 nt
Organism: Plasmodium gaboni
Lineage: Eukaryota; Apicomplexa; Aconoidasida; Haemosporida; Plasmodiidae
Exons: 2
Coding region: 1-10446 (3481 amino acids)
Biological process (GO): regulation of translation; cellular response to amino acid starvation
Cellular component (GO): cytosol
Molecular function (GO): protein kinase regulator activity
Source: RefSeq, a predicted model, not a curated record